AUGGAUAGUUGCAAGGCAAUGUCUACUCCGAUGGGAUCCGGAACUUAUAUUGAUCAAGAUGAAUCAGGUGUUUCGGUUGAUAUAACAAAGUAUCGAGGUAUGAUUGAUUCCUUACUUUAUUUGACGGCAAGCCGUCCUGAUAUUAUGUUUAGUGUAUGUCUUUGUGCUCGUUUUCAAGCCAGUCCAAAAGAAUCAUAUCUCACCGCUAUUAAGAGAAUCAUGAAAUAUCUAAAGGGAACAACAAAUGUCGGCCUAUGGUAUCCUAAAGGUAGUAUUUGCAAAUUGGUUGGUUAUUCUGACGCUGACUAUGCAGGAUGUAAAACUGAUCGAAAAAGUACUAGUGGUACAUGUCACAUCCUUGGAAAUGCAUUAGUUUCAUGGGCUUGCAAGAAACAAGCAUGUGUUGCUCUAAGCACUGCCAAAGCAGAAUACAUAGCUGCAGGUAGCUGUUGCGCUCAAAUACUUUGGCUUAAGCAACAACUCCGUGACUACGGACUCAAUCUUGGAUGCAUUCCUCUUCUUUGUGACAACACUGGUGCGAUAAACAUUACAAAGAAUCCGCAUGCGCGUGAUUCUCUUCCAAAUGUACUUAUGGCCAUGUGA
Lathyrus oleraceus (garden pea) is the source of this 603-nucleotide messenger RNA. Its product is annotated as secreted RxLR effector protein 161-like. The transcript has 2 exons. NCBI's taxonomy places the organism in Eukaryota, Viridiplantae, Streptophyta, Magnoliopsida, Fabales, Fabaceae. The record is from RefSeq and is a predicted model, not a curated record. Bases 1 to 603 code for a protein of 200 amino acids.